GCUGCAGUCAGUGCAACGCCACCGGUCGAGCAGUAACACGGCGCCGGGCAGUUCGAAUCGAAUUAAAUCAAAUCAAAUCGAAUUAUAGCCGGAAUCCAAGCAAAAAAAAUGAGCAACAACAAUGUGAUCUGCACGAUCUGUGCGGAACGGUAUCGCAACUCGGACAACAUACACGCCGGCAGCUGUGGGCAUGCCUUCCACGAGGAGUGCCUUUUCCGCUGGCGGGAUCAAUCAAGGACAUGUCCCAUUUGCCGCUCUGAGGAUGCCGCCUACUUCCAGCUUUAUCUGAGCUUUGAGCAGGAUGGAGCGGCAGGCGGCGGGGGCGGCAGUGGGCGGAAUCUGAGCCAAGAUAACAGCAGCAGUAACAGUCCCACUAACAGUGCCUCCAGCAGCAGCAGCACUAGAAACAGUAACAGCAGCAGCAGCAGCAACAGCAGCGGCCACAAUAGUAGCAUCAACAGCAGCAGCAGCAGCAGCAGCAGCAGCACUGGAAUCAUGCGGGAAUUCGAAAAUAUGUUAUACGAAAAAGAUCUUUACCAGCAGGAGAUCGAGUAUCUCAACGAGUGCAUUGGUGCGCUAACCCUGCGCAAUUCAAAGCUCAAGUGUAGGCUGGCUGAGUCGGAAUCCGAUUCAGAUUCCGACUGAAAACUAAACAAAUAGGCUGUAAAAUGAAUCCCAAGUUAAAUAAUAAGGUAAAGCUUAACAAGACAAAGAAGGCUGAGAAGGCAAACCUUAGAGGCGAACGAACGAUAGCAGAAAUAAUACAUAUACCCCACAUAAAAACCAAA
Messenger RNA from Drosophila kikkawai, 788 nucleotides. RefSeq lists its product as uncharacterized. The record is from RefSeq and is a predicted model, not a curated record. NCBI's taxonomy places the organism in Eukaryota, Metazoa, Arthropoda, Insecta, Diptera, Drosophilidae.